AUGGCUUUAUUGAAGGGCGCAUUGCUUGCUGUUCUGCUGGCGACAGCCGGAGACGCGGCUUCAUGCAAGGCUUCGGCCGCGCCGCUGUUUGAGUAUGAGAAGGUCCAAUUGACCGAGCAGACCCUGGCGAAACUGGGCCGAGCGCAGUCCCUCUUUGGCUUUGGCAAUACGACCAAUACGACCCAGUCCGGCACUUGCAAGGUGUUCCCCGGGGAUCGCCAGUGGCCGUCACAGGCGUCCUGGGCGGCGCUGAACAAGGCCGUGGACGGUGCGCUGAUUGAGACCGUCCCCCUGGCUGCAUCUUGCUACUCGUCAUGGCCUCAAUAUGACAGUGAACUUUGCAAGGAGAUCACGGACAAGUGGACGGAUUCGCAUAUCCAUGCCGCCGAUCCAGCAUCGGUCAUGUGGCCGUUGUUCGAGGGCCGAAGCUGUCUGCCCACGACCAAUUCCUCCUCCAGCUGCAGUCUGGGUGGAUACAGUGUCUACUCUGUGAAUGUGUCGAACGUGGCGCAAAUCCAGCUUGCCGUCAACUUCGCUCGCAACAGCAACAUUCGUCUCGUCACCAAGAACACGGGACACGAUUUCAAUGGCAAAUCGAGUGGUGCCGGUGCCUUGGGCAUCUGGACCCACAACCUCAAGAAUGUGGAAUAUUUUGAGAACUAUUCCGCCGCGGACUAUCAGGGUCCGGCUGUGAAGCUGGGUGCCGGUGUGCAGGCCGCUGAAGUGUACGCGCAUGCCAAGAAGCUAGGCUACACCGCCGUCGGUGGUGAGGGAAAGACGGUCGGCGUUGCAGGCGGCUACGUGCUGGGCGGUGGUCACUCUCCUAUGUCCAGCUUGUUUGGCUUGGCGGCGGACCAGGUUCUGGCCUUGGAAGUUGUCCUCAGCAAUGGACACUUCGUGACAGUGACCAAGACGAGCCAUCCUGAUCUCUUCUGGGCUCUGCGAGGUGGAGGUGGAGGUAUGUGCGGAUUGCCUAUAGUGACGAUAUUUGCUAACCAUCGAUCAGGAACCUUUGGAAUUGUCACUUCCAUCAUCUCUCGUGUCUACCCCAAGAUCGGCACGACAGUGUCGACCUUCAACUUCUCGACUGGAAAGAAUGUCUCCACCGAGACCUUCUGGGCUGGCGUCAAGGCCUACUUGAGUCACUUCCCAGCGCACGCCGAUGCGGGCACAUACGCCUACUUCUGGGUUAUGGCCACGGGCGAGGAUUCCUACACGUUCCUCAUGAAUCCCUUCUUCGCCGUCAACCACACCCUGAGCCAGUACAAUGCCUUGGUGAAGCCCUGGUACCAGGAGCUUCGCGCCCUGGGAAUCCAGAUUCAGCCCAACUCGACCUACUACGACAACUUCUACGACGCCUGGAACUCAGGCUUCCCCCUCGAGACAGUAGCCUCCUCGACCAUGAUGACCGGCAGUCGUCUCUUCCCCCGAUCCAACUGGGAAGACGCGGAGCUGCUGAACAAGACUUUCAACGCCCUCCGCUCCACCGUGACUGCCGGCUUCCCCUUGCUCGCCUUCAACAUGAAGGCUGAGCUCCAGAAAGGAUUUGCCUCCAACUCCGCCAACCCGGCCUUCCGCCAGACUCUGCUGCAUGCCAUUUCCUCGACCAGCUGGACCGAGACGACUUCCAACGCUGACAUCAAGACCAAGAUGGAUUAUUUCACCAACGACAUCCUCGGCCAGUGGCGCGCUGUCUCUCCGGAUGCCGGUGCGUACAUGUCUGAGUCCGAUAUCCAGGAGCCGAACUUCCAGCAGGCGUUCUAUGGAUCGAACUACCAGCGCUUGUACCAGUUGAAGCAGAAGUAUGACCCGGGCAUGCUGUUCUACGCCCCCACUGGUGUUGGCAGUGAAGAAUGGACCGUGAGAAGCCUCGACGGUCUUCCCGAUCAGAACGGUCGGCUGUGUCGUCUUUAA
Molecule: messenger RNA, 1914 nt
Organism: Penicillium olsonii
Lineage: Eukaryota; Fungi; Ascomycota; Eurotiomycetes; Eurotiales; Aspergillaceae
Source: the annotation of a GenBank genome assembly